This is a messenger RNA of Racocetra fulgida, 510 nucleotides long. The record is from the annotation of a GenBank genome assembly. NCBI's taxonomy places the organism in Eukaryota, Fungi, Glomeromycota, Glomeromycetes, Diversisporales, Gigasporaceae.
AUGGAAGCUACUGCAUCAACAAGCCAUCAAUCUUCAGAAACUGCAUUGGCACUUAGGGAAAGACAAGGCAAAGGGGAAAGACAAAACAACAGGGAAAGACAAGACAACGGGAAAAGAGAAAACAGUGGGAAAAAACAAGGCAAAGGGGAAAGACAAAACAACAGGGAAAGACAAGACAACGGGGAAAGAGAAAACAGCGGGAAAAGACAAGGCAAAGGGGAAAAGAAUAAUGAAAGAAGAAGAAAACGAAAAAAAGAACAAAAAAGUGAAGAAAAAAUUAAAAUCACAUACCCGAUCCUGAAAUUAAGUGCAAUGACAAAAGUACAAAAAGCGAAAGACAAAAGCACAAAAAGCGAAAAACAAAGAAAAGAAAAGCGCAACGACAAAAGCACAAAAAGUGAAAAACAAAGAAAAGAAAAGCGCAACAACAAAAGCACAAAAGCGAAAAACAAAGAAAGAAAAAAUUUAGAAAGUGAUAUAUACUUAUUAGUAAAUAAACACUCUUUUUGA